Molecule: messenger RNA, 690 nt
Organism: Astyanax mexicanus (Mexican tetra)
Lineage: Eukaryota; Metazoa; Chordata; Actinopteri; Characiformes; Acestrorhamphidae
Product: gamma-crystallin M2
Exons: 3
Coding region: 85-615 (176 amino acids)
Biological process (GO): lens development in camera-type eye; visual perception
Molecular function (GO): structural constituent of eye lens
Source: RefSeq, a predicted model, not a curated record
AAUGCAAGGGUUAAACCACUGGGCAGAGUGUGUCAGACACCAGUUGGAAACGAUUCUCAAACAAACCAAACCAAAACCACCAAGAUGAACGGAAGGAUUAUGUUCUACGAGGACAGGAACUUCAUGGGACGUUCCUGGGAGUGCAGUGGAGACUGCGCCGACAUGUCCUCCUACAUGAACCGCUGCCACUCCUUCAGGGUGAUGAGCGGCUGCUGGAUGUUCUACGACCAGCCCAACUACAUGGGUCACCAGUACUGCUUCAGGAGGGGAGAGUACUCUGACUACAUGAGCAUGUGGGGAUCCAGCAGCUGGGUCAGGUCUUGCCGUAUGAUCCCCAGGUACAGUGGACACUACAGGAUGAGGAUGUACGAGAGGGAUAACUACAUGGGCCAGAUGAUGGAGAUGAACGACGACUGCGACAACUUCAUGAACCGCUACAACUGGUCCCAUGGAUGCCAGUCCUGCCACGUGAUGGACGGACACUGGCUCUUCUACGACCAGCCCAACUACAUGGGCAGGAUGUGGUACUUCGGACCCGGACACUACAGGAACUUCAGCAACUAUGGCAACAAUAGGUUCAUGAGUAUGAGGCGCAUCAUGAGCGACUGGUACUAAAUACUGAAAACAAAGAUCUACGGCUAAAGAUUUUGAACAUUUUUCAAUAAAAUGUAAUAAAAUAACUGAAAAAAA